Molecule: messenger RNA, 696 nt
Organism: Penicillium subrubescens
Lineage: Eukaryota; Fungi; Ascomycota; Eurotiomycetes; Eurotiales; Aspergillaceae
Exons: 3
Coding region: 1-696 (231 amino acids)
Source: RefSeq, a predicted model, not a curated record
AUGGCUGCUCCAAGUGACAUUAAGAUUGAAAAUCUAACCGGAACAUGGAUGCUGGACAAACAACUCUCCACCGAUUCCGAUCCGCUUCUUGCUCUGGUAUAUUCAGCAACACAAUAUCUUCCUCUGCUUACUGACUUUUUACAGCAAGGAGUGAAUUGGGUCGUGCGAAAGGCCAUUGGUAUGACUGAAGUCACCAUGAAAAUGAAACAAUUCGAAGGCUCCAGUCCUGGCACUGGCAGUGCGGUUACCCAAAUUGCGAUCAGCCAGACAGCCAACGUGAACUUGGGCGGGACCUCCGAAAGUCGCUAUCUGGACUGGCAGGAAUAUCCUCAAGAAGACCACAUCUUUGGGAAAACGGUAGUUCAAUCUCGAUUUAUCGGCAACUCAAACCAGGCGGCGAAAUCUGUACCGUGUGUACAUAUCCGGACGGAGAUUAAUGACCCAGAAGUUUUGAAAUUUCUGCGAGGAGAAAUUGAUGAGAGCUACGCGCCUUGCGAUGGCUUUCUUGUUGAGAAAUCCCAAGCCACUGAACCUCUUGAAGGUGGAGAAGACGGCUUAUGGAUCCAUGUGGUCUGGGGUUUUGAAAGGAUUGACGGGCAGCGUCGCUACGUUCGUCGCACUUUGAUGUCGGGCAUUAAGGACGAUUAUCGGAUGGGACGACUGGUAUACCGUUUUGUGGACGGAAAGUGUGACUGA